Messenger RNA from Cynoglossus semilaevis (tongue sole), 2273 nucleotides. RefSeq lists its product as uncharacterized. The coding region runs from base 1440 to 2273 and encodes 277 amino acids. The record is from RefSeq and is a predicted model, not a curated record. The transcript is spliced from 3 exons. Lineage: Eukaryota; Metazoa; Chordata; Actinopteri; Pleuronectiformes; Cynoglossidae.
CUGCUGAGUUCUUCUUUUGUUUCAGUAAAAAGAGCCGGAGUGAACGCAGUGCAGUGCAGUCCAGGGAGGAGGGUUUAUUAUUCAGUCAGAGAGUGUUGGAGGUGGACAGAAAGUGGAAUUUCUGGCAGAACAUGGUGGGGAACAAUGUCUGGGUGCUCACGGGGCUCAGUGAGUGACAAGUAGGCAGACAGGGUCAGAGGCACAAGGGAAGUUUGAACAUGGUCGCUCUGUGUAGCAGGUAAUGUCGAGAGUGUGGCAGCAGUGGCUGUCAUGCCGCAGUUCUAAAGCACAGAAGGUGUAAAGGUUAGCUUAGAGGUAAUUUCAAACAACUGCAGAGCUGCACGUCCAGCAGAGAAGGUCAAAAAGGUCAACCUGGAGAGUAGGUGGAUGGUAGGCUCAUAGCCAUAGAUCAGCCACAGGAAUUUGACCAGGUUGCAUAGCAAGUCCAGUUUUGUCUUUGACUGCUUAAUGUCAAAGUCAAGGUUCUAGUGAUCUGAGCACUCAUUGGCUGAAGGUGGAAUACACUUUUGGAUGUGGAUGAAGAUUCUCAGUCAUCCAGGUCAAGGUUAAAUAGUUCUCUUAGGCAACUGGACGUGAACUGAAGAAGCCUUUUGGAUGAGAGGUGAAACGUCCUCUUUGAGAACAUUUCAUGUCCAGCUGUCUAACGGAACCUACACCUUUGGAUCUUUCACCAAUCACAGGGCAACCACAUUUAUACCAACUGAACAUUUGACCUAAUGAUCUGACUGAUCGGGCCCAAAAAAAUAUUAAUUUAUAAUAGUAUUACAUUAAAAAAUUGCUUUCAGACUUUUCUUGUAGUUUUGGUAUGAUUCUGCACAGAACGUAGAAAUAUAUUCAUGUUCUUGAGUGUGUAACACAGAAGACCAUUGUCAUAUCCUUCCAUGGGGCCCAAGGUUCCUGGCAGGGUCCCAUCUGUGGGCUAACACAGAACAGGUUGUUUUUUUUUUUUUUUAAACAAUGUUAAUAUCAUCAUUUACAAUUUUUAAUAUUUUGGUGUUAAAAUAUAAAAUGGGCUUUUUCUACUGAUAAGACUGUACAUGUAGUCCUGGGCUCCACUUUAAUACUUCACAGAGCAGUUUUCAGAUUGAUCUGAUGGCAGAGAUGCAAGUGCGUUCACCAUUUUAAGCAAAUGUGUUCAACAUCAUUUUCACCUGGACUGGUUGGACAGUAAGGACUAUCUGAGUUCUCUAUGAGCUUGUUGCACUGUGGUGUCUUGAGGUGCUGGGAUUUGUCCCUUUUGGACCACAAAUCUGAGAGAGGGAGCAACACUCAGAGAUUUGUGUGGAUAUUGUCAAGUGUCUAGUCUCAGCCACAGCUAAUUUUCUUGACCUGAGUCAUGAUAACCUGUAUAUUCUGCCUAUUGUGUUUUCAAACAUUUGUGUCCUAAUCAUGUCAUUUUAAUCUACCAGGAAUUAUCAAUGGAGUCUGGCAUUGACCCUGGUCAGGACUACUACACUCAGGAUUAUUACAACUACGAUCAAGGCUAUGACCUGCCUCAGUACGGCAGUCGUAGGAAGCUGAUCUCGCCCUCCGGCCUCUACGAUGAAUAUGGAGAAGUGGUUGUGGAUGACGACGGCAGCUACUACUACAGCCCGCAGGAAUCUGAUGCUGAGCAAGGCUGUAGAAAACAUAGGAUCAAGCUAAUGGUGGACCGCGAGUACGAGACCAGCUCCACGGGUGAGGACAGCAUGCCAGAAACCCAGUGCGGUCGCCUGUCCACCGCCCUCAACAGCAACACCAAUGUCAACGGCAGCAUCUACAUGUCCCAGAAUGGCUCCAUCAUCCGCACGAGGCGCUCAGUCAACGCCACGGGGGCCACCCACGCCGCCACCAAUAACAACCUCAAACCGGCCUCCCCCAUCUUCAGCUCUCGGCUGAUCAAGCACUUUAAGAAACUGGACAAAACGGCAGCCCACGUGGAGGAGAGAGUUCCACUGAACAACCCCAGAACAACAGAAGCAGCAGCAGCGAAUCGCAAGUGCCACACACUGCACACCUUUCAGAGCCCCGCGUUGGCUGCGUCUGCUACGGCCACGUCCUCGUUUUCCAACCACAUUAAAACUCUGAAUGUGCUGAACACUCGGCAGUCUAGCGUCUCUCUGGGGUCCACCAGCACCACUAACACAGCAGCUGAGAGCGUGGCCUUCAAGUGUAACGUACUAAAAGCAGCGCAGGGCGACGCCGAGCAGCGGCCUCUGAACGUAGCAGAGAGGAGACGGAGAGCAAGAGUCAAAGGUCGACGGCGUGAAUGA